AUGGCAAGUCCCACAGAUGUUAUUGCAGAUGCAUUUCAGAAGCUCAAACGGUCUCUUUCAGAGGACGAUGCGUAUAACUUUGCCUCGACCGAGUUGCAAGAUGUGUGGGUCACGGUGCGAGAGAUAGAUAGUGAGCAACGAAAAAGACAAUCUGCCCAGAACUUGCGAAGAGUGGACCCUUUGUUGCGAGGACUCGAAAAGUAUCGGAAAGUGAUUGAAGUGCUGUGUAAUGGCACACCGUAUAUGCCGUAUAUUUGGGUAUGCAUUAACCCCUCCACGAGGACAUGUGUAGCUAACUAUGGCUAGGCCCCCAUCAAGCUGAUGCUUGAGGUUUGUGAAUAAUUCUUAAGCUUGCUCUACAGAAGCUAAAUCUUGAUCAGAUUGCAAUUCAUCAUCGAGAUGUCUUUGAGGCUUUGCUAUCAGCCUAUGCUGAUAUUGCUGCUGCCCUGCCACGGUUUGACUGCUACAAUAAAACCUUUCAUGACAAUCUAGAGUUUCAACACGCGCUUGCUGCAGUUUAUUCAGGAAUACUAGAGUUCCAUCAACGUGCAUACAAAUUCUUUCGACGGAGAGGUGAACUAGCCCUUUCUCAAUUCGUUCUACGAUCGAACGACUAAAGCAUCCGAGGGCUGAGACAAGCAAAUCAAUUGGAGAGUAGAUGUGGCUAGCCAGUGUUUGGCUAUCUAAAAUCUUUCGAAAAGGGGUUUGUUCUCUCGGGUGCCUUAUGAUACUUUCAUCCAAUAGCUACCAUUUACAUCCACAUCCAUUUGCAAUUUGGCUUCACUGCUAACACCGAUGCACAGCUUGGCAUGUCAUAUUUCUCUCCCUUUGAAGGACUUCGGAGCACGCUUCGAUUGCAUAAUCAAUUCCUGAAGAAACAACGAGACUUCGUUGAUAUUGAAGCUGCUUCAUUUCAUAUCGUCCAGCAGAAAGAGUCUCGUAGCAAAUUGCACGAAGGCAUUCAGCACAACACGAAGCUGGCACUGGCAGCAAUUGAACAGAACGAAAAACAAGCCAGAAUCUUUCAGCUUCAGCACUCUAUCGCCUGGCUCGGUGUUGAUGGGAGAGUCCAAGAAUCGGAGUACGAAAGAUUAUCGAAAAGGCGGCAAGACAAAACCUGUGAGUGGAUAAUGAAGGAAGCCAUUUUUGAAAAUUGGAUCAGAGAUGACUUGAAACGAUCAUGCCUCUGGCUCGACGGGAAGCCAGGUUCUGGUAAGCCGCAUGGGGAAAUCUGCAGUCACUACUAACAUAAAAACAGGCAAGAGUGUUAUGUGCUCGUACCUCAUCCAAAAACUCACCGCCAUUCCCGACUUGACCGUCAGCUAG
Molecule: messenger RNA, 1326 nt
Organism: Hymenoscyphus albidus
Lineage: Eukaryota; Fungi; Ascomycota; Leotiomycetes; Helotiales; Helotiaceae
Source: the annotation of a GenBank genome assembly